Beta vulgaris subsp. vulgaris (sugar beet) is the source of this 3195-nucleotide messenger RNA. Its product is annotated as beta-galactosidase 3. The record is from RefSeq and is a predicted model, not a curated record. Gene Ontology annotation, biological process: carbohydrate metabolic process. The coding region runs from base 305 to 2869 and encodes 854 amino acids. The transcript has 19 exons. Gene Ontology annotation, molecular function: carbohydrate binding; beta-galactosidase activity. Lineage: Eukaryota; Viridiplantae; Streptophyta; Magnoliopsida; Caryophyllales; Amaranthaceae. Gene Ontology annotation, cellular component: vacuole; cell wall.
UAUUUUCAGUGAUGCAAUGCCACGCAUUAACAUGAGUGAAUCAAUGAAAAAAUGCAAAGCUGUAUAAAACGUGAAAGUGUGUUCAUAUACAACACAACUAACUUAGUGUUUGCUACUCCCAAGAACAAAGAAUUAAAGGGGAGAGAGAGAAUACAACUGGGUUUUUAGCCUUUUCUUCUUCUUGUUCAGUUGUUCUUCACAGUCUCAGCCAAACUAUACCGCAUAAACUCUAUUUUUCUCUCUCCUCAAAUAAGAUAAAAGUGCAAAUUUUUCUGGGGUUGUAAAUUUCUAAUUUGUUACAAAGAUGAAAUCUUUGAUGUUAUUUUGGGUGUUAAUGUUGUUUCUAAAUUGCAAAUUCAUGCAAUGUAGUGUGAGUUAUGAUAGAAAAGCACUUUUAAUUGAUGGGCAAAGAAGAAUCUUGAUGUCUGGUUCUAUACAUUAUCCAAGAAGUACUCCUGAUAUGUGGGAAGAUCUGAUAAUGAAGGCAAAAAAUGGAGGGUUGGAUGCUAUUGAUACUUAUGUGUUUUGGAAUGUUCAUGAACCUUCACCUGGCAAUUACAAUUUUGAAGGAAGAUAUGAUAUUGUCAAAUUCUUAAAGAUUAUUCAGAAAGCUGGAUUGUAUGCUCAUCUUAGAAUUGGGCCUUAUGUUUGUGCAGAGUGGAAUUUUGGUGGAUUUCCUGUGUGGCUGAAGUAUGUUCCAGGAAUCAGCUUCAGAACUGAUAAUGAACCUUUCAAGAGGGAAAUGCAAAGAUUUACAGAAAAGAUUGUAAAUUUGCUGAAGAGUCAUAACUUGUUCGAGUCUCAGGGCGGUCCGAUUAUUCUCGCACAGGUUGAGAAUGAAUAUGGAAGACUAAGAAUGAGACUUGGACGAGAAGGGAAUAACUACAUGACUUGGGCUGCCAAAAUGGUUACUAGUUUGCAGACGGGGGUUCCAUGGACUAUGUGCAAGGACGGCGAUACUCCAGAUCCUCUGAUAAACACUUGCAAUGGUUUCUACUGUGAUAAUUUUACACCCAAUAAAGGAUAUAAGCCUAAGCUUUGGACUGAGGCUUGGAGUGGCUGGUUUACCGAGUUUGGAGGACCCAAUCACCAAAGACCAGUACAAGAUUUGGCUUUUUCCGUCGCAAGGUUCAUACAGACUGGAGGCUCCUUUGUGAAUUACUACAUGUACCAUGGUGGGACAAACUUCGGGCGAACUGCUGGAGGUCCGUUUAUCACUACAAGUUAUGACUAUGAUGCUCCUCUUGAUGAAUAUGGUUUGAUCAGGCAGCCAAAAUAUGGUCACUUGAAGGAACUUCACAAGGCAAUUAAGCUAUGUGAAUCAGCAUUGGUUUCUGCUGAUCCUAUUGUUACUCAAUUAGGAGAUCGUCAACAGGCUCACGUAUUUAUUCCAGAACAAGGAGGCUGUUCAGCCUUUCUUUCCAACUAUGAUACAGAAUCUGGUGCUAAAGUUCUCUUCAAUAAUAGGCACUAUAGCUUGCCUCCCUGGUCGAUCAGCAUUCUUCCAGACUGCAAAAAUGUAGUUUUCAACACUGCAAAAGUGGGAGAACAAACAUCACACAUGGAAAUGGUGCCGACCAGCACAAAAAUACUACCAUGGGAAAGUUAUAAUGAAGAUGUAUCAGCUUUAGAUUAUGGUUCAACAAUAACAGCCCUUGGUCUCCUAGAACAGAUAAAUAUGACCAGGGAUACUACUGACUAUCUCUGGUACAAAACUAGUGUUGAUAUUAAUCCAUCCGAGUCUUUCUUUCACGGUGGGGAUCGUCCGACACUCAUAGUGGAAUCUACAGGACACGCUGUUCAUGUUUUUGUGAAUGGACAGCUUAUAGGAUCCUCCUUCGGAGGUAGAAAGAAUAGAAGAUUUACCUUCAGUAAAACAGUAAAUCUACAACCUGGUGCAAACAAAAUUGCACUACUGAGCAUAGCAGUUGGUUUACCGAAUGUGGGAGGACAUUUCGAGUCUUGGAACACUGGAAUAUUAGGCCCCGUUGUAUUACAUGGCCUUGAUCAGGGAAAACUGGACUUAUCCUGGGAGAGAUGGACCUAUCAGGUCGGUCUGAAGGGGGAGUCUAUGAAUCUUGCCUCUCCAAAUGGUAUAUCCACGGUAGAGUGGAUGGACAGUAAAAUAGCUGUGCAAGACCAGCAGCCACUGAUGUGGCACAAGGCUUACUUCGAUGCACCUGAAGGAAAAGAACCAUUAGCUUUGGACAUGCAAAGCAUGGGAAAGGGACAAGUGUGGAUUAAUGGGGAAAGCAUUGGAAGAUAUUGGACGACUUAUGCUAGUGGUGAAUGUAAGGGAUGCGGCUAUACUGGUAGAUUUGCACCACCUAAGUGUCAAGUCGGAUGUGGCAAGCCUUCCCAAAGAUGGUACCAUGUUCCUCGAUCCUGGCUAAAACCUACAAGGAAUCUGAUUGUUCUCUUUGAGGAAACAGGUGGAAACCCAACCAAAAUUGCCCUUAUGAAAAGAACUACGAACACAAUCUGUGCACAGGUUUCUGAGACCCAUCGAACCAUUAAAAGCUUUCAGAUUGAAAGUUAUGAUAGUACACAAGAAUUUUACAUACCCAAAAUUCAUUUGCAUUGUGCUUUCAACCAAUACAUUUCUUCCAUCGCCUUUGCAAGCUUUGGAACUCCUUUUGGAACUUGUGGAAGUUUUGUGAAGAGUUCUUGCCAUGCUUCUACCUCAAAUGCAGUCUUAGAAAAGAGAUGCAUAGGGAAGCAAAGCUGUGCAGUUACUGUAACAAACAGCAAUUUUGGAAAAGACCCGUGUCCAAAUGUGUUGAAGCGAUUAUCAGUUCAAGCAAUAUGUGCAUCCACAAAGUCUACAGCUACUACUACUACUACUAACCAAACAACUAUACACUACUGAUCACUCAGUAUGCAUGAUAAUUUCCACAGAACACAUGAGAAAGGAAGGAAAAUCGUUCUCGAAAGUGUAAGUUUAUUAGAUAGGUUUAAAGCAUAGCUACUUAGGGUAGAUAUUUGAAAGUCGUUUGAGUGGUGAUACUAUAGAAUAGUUUUUGUCAAUUUAUUCUGUAAUUGUAAAUUAGUUUUGUUUAAGGUCUAGCAAAUUUGUGGCAGAGUGACUAUUUUACUCUCCCCAUGAUGAUUCUGUGGUUCUAACCCCUGGGCUUUAUACAGGAGUCAGGAAAAAAAAAGAUACAGUGUGAAUUAUGUUAAGAUUUCUUUUUCAUC